UUUUCUAAAUUUUGUUUUAUUUAAUUUGUUACUCAAUUUUUUCAGUUUUUUUACUAGUUUUAGUAUUAAUCAUGAAUUCACGAAGCAUUUUGUCUCGUCGUCUUUUUUCAUUUUGUAGAAGAUUUUCUAAUCAGGUCACAGCCUCGCAAUCAGCGAUUUUUAAAAUAUGUCCGAGAAAAGCUGCCAUAUUGUCAAUAUUUUCUGGAAGUGGUAUUCUAUUAUGGACAAAAAGAAUGAGGAAUUUGAAAGCAAAAGAAGUUGAUGAUAAAUCCAUCAUAGUAGAAGCUGAUAACUUGUAUUCAACCGGGGACGAACCAAGACAUUUGUAUAAUUAUUUAAUAAAAUACAAGGACUCAACAAAUGCUGAAAUAUUAUGGAGAGUAUCACGUGCAUCGAGAGAUCUUGCGUUAAAUGGAAGCGAUGUUUCAAAAGAAGACAAAAAAGCUUUAGUAUAUGAUGCAUUCGAGACUGCUAAACGAGCAUUAGAAAUUGACGAAACAAAUUGGGGAUCGCAUAAAUGGUUCGCUAUCACUUUAGGAGAUGUUGGUGAUUAUGAAGGAACGAAAAUUAAGAUUUCAAAUGCUUAUGUUAUUAAAGACCAUUUGGAGAGAGCACUUCAAUUGAAUCCUAAGGAUGCCACAACAGCUCAUUGCAUUGGUCUUUGGUGCCUUGCAUUUGCAGAAUUGCCAUGGUACCAACAGAAGAUAGCAUCGGUGUUAUUCGGCACACCUCCUACUUCUACGUUUGAAGAAGCAAUAAAAAUGUUUGAACUAGCUGAAAAAACUGAACCAAACUUCUACAGUGUGAAUUUAGUGGAAUUAGGAAGGUGUUACAUGAUGAUAGGAGACAAUAGGCAUGCAUUGUUAUAUCUCGAUAAAGCUUCGAAAUAUCCUGCGACUAAUGACGAAGACAGACAGGCCGUCGAGAGAGCAAAGAAAUUACUGGAAGAAUUAAUUGCAAAGAAUAAGAAAUAAUUCAAGGGGUCGAUAUCGAGAUAUUUUUUAUGCAAUUUUCUAUCUUAUCAUGAUCAUAUAAAUUGUGCUAACAAACGGUGUCAUAUUAUUUCAACUUGUACUUGAAACUUUUCAUUCCACAUUGUGUAGGUGGAUAUACGAGUUAGUUUUUUCUAUCCAUUAAAAGACAGCAUGCAAAAUUGAAUACAAGA
Messenger RNA from Styela clava, 1165 nucleotides. Its product is annotated as regulator of microtubule dynamics protein 1-like. The record is from RefSeq and is a predicted model, not a curated record. Gene Ontology annotation, molecular function: microtubule binding. Gene Ontology annotation, cellular component: mitotic spindle pole; cytoplasm; spindle microtubule. NCBI's taxonomy places the organism in Eukaryota, Metazoa, Chordata, Ascidiacea, Stolidobranchia, Styelidae.